Diorhabda sublineata is the source of this 3550-nucleotide messenger RNA. RefSeq names its product REST corepressor. Gene Ontology annotation, molecular function: sequence-specific DNA binding; transcription corepressor activity. The transcript has 8 exons. NCBI's taxonomy places the organism in Eukaryota, Metazoa, Arthropoda, Insecta, Coleoptera, Chrysomelidae. Gene Ontology annotation, biological process: regulation of transcription by RNA polymerase II; negative regulation of DNA-templated transcription. The record is from RefSeq and is a predicted model, not a curated record. The coding region runs from base 119 to 1567 and encodes 482 amino acids. Gene Ontology annotation, cellular component: histone deacetylase complex; transcription regulator complex.
ACUACGGUUUCUCGACGAAAUAAAGUUAGUCUUUGUGAUUUUAAAUUAAAGCAAACGUACUGCGUGAUUCAUAAGCUUGGAUAUCUCCUGUAAAAAUUCUCCUUAAAAACUGGCGAAAAUGGUAUUAGCUGAAAAAAAUAGUGAAAAUAUCCGAAACGGUAGAAGAAGUCGGGGACCAAGUCCGAAUGGUCACGUACAACCAGAUUCUACUAGCGAAGAUGAGAGUAGUGUACCAGUGGAUAAAAUAAGAGUUGGACGUGAUUAUCAAGCGGUAUGCCCCGAAUUGCAAACUGAAAGUCAAAGAAAACUUGAACUUCUAGCUGAUAGAGCACUACUAGUUUGGUCACCAACAGAAUGCAUUCCGGAAUCGAAACUGGAAGAUUACAUCGUACUUGCUAAAGAUAAAUACGGUUAUAAUGGAGAACAAGCUCUUGGUAUGUUGUUUUGGCACAAGCACGAUCUCGAAAGGGCCAUGCUCGAUUUGGCAAAUUUCACCCCGUUUCCGGACGAAUGGUCAGUCGAAGAUAAGGUGUUAUUCGAACAAGCUUUCCAGUUUCACGGGAAAAGUUUUCACAGGAUACGUCAAAUGUUACCCGAUAAAACGAUAGCGAGUUUGGUGAAAUACUAUUACAGUUGGAAGAAAACGAGAUCUCGUACGAGUCUUAUGGAUAAACAAGCGAAAAAAUUGAAUACUCCUAAAGAAGAAGGCGCUCCUUCGGAAGGGGGAUCUGAAAAUGGUUCAAACGAAGAAUCUGAUCAUGACGAUAAGAAAUGGGUAUUUCAUCGCGGUAUUCAGCGUAAAACUGGAUCUGCAUCUAGCUCUUAUUCUAAGGACAGUAAUACUACGCAGGGUGAGGGUGGAGCGUGUUCUAACUGCGGAGUCGUCUGUACAGUCACUCAGGUAACGACAAAAGGGAACCUAUGUAAUUCCUGCUUCCAGCAUUGGAGACGAACGGGUACUUUGAGGCCCACUUCUGGGCCGACGGGCGGUAAACGUGGUACCCCGUUAGGGGCACGUCAUAAACGCAAGCCCCCACGCGGCAUGUUCAUCAACCAUGACGAUCUGGCUGCAAUGGCUUCCGGAAAUACGGGCGUCGUCAUGCUUAAAGCCAUGGAUAGAGAACUAGAUUCCCUACAAAGACAAAUUCAACAGAACAAACAGACGAUCAGUUCGUUGAAACGCAAACAUUCCGAUUCGAUAGAAGAUUUACGUCCCGCUGCGGAAACCAAUACUCGAUAUAACGCGCGUUGGACGAACGAGGAACUCUUAUUGGCCGUCCAAGGAGUCAGAAAAUACGGGAGAGAUUUCAAAAGUAUCGCCGAGGUUAUAGGAAACAAGACGGAACAUCACGUGCGCACAUUUUUCAUCAAUUACAGAAAGAGAUACAAUCUGGAUAGCAUUUUGAAGGAAUGGGAAAAGGAGCACGGGCCGUUGCCGGAGGAUAUCACCGAUUUGAAGAGCGAAAACGACGAUAACGAUAAUGACGUCAUCUGUAUAUCGCCGUCUCCGACGCCGAGCAAUAAAAAAGACAACAAAAACGGAAAAGUGACGCAAGUUGCUAAAUGAUGAUUUUACGUGUGUUGUGAGUUUAUGAGAUUCCGUUUAAUUAAGGCGUAAGUAGAUUUUUUUUCUUAUUUUUCGUUUUCAAAUGGUGGGUGGAUUCUUUACAAAAAAAUAUUAUCUUUUCCUAAUCACAGUUACAAAAAUCUAUCGAAACCCACCUCAAUUAUAUAUAUUUUUUAAUUGAUUUGGACUUAUAAUUUGUAUUGUGGGAUUUUUUUCUAUUUGCACUAUUUUUAAAGUUUUUUAAUCGCCCCCGUAGACAUUUUCGUCUAUUGAACGUGACCUGUAAAAAAAAUGAUUUUCUCUACUUUAAUCCGAUUCAAAAUUUUAUUUAUUUAUUGAUUUAUAUAAGAAAACGUAUUAGGGCACUCUGUACAUCGAAUUGUUUCGUAUUCUAUUAUAUAAUUAUACUUUAAAACGACAUAAUUUAAUCAAAUAAUACUUUUUAUAUAUUUUUAUUUCAUUCGAUAUUCUGUAUCACAUACGAGGGCUGUCUGUGAAAUAAUCAAACCCGAACUAAUUGUUUUCUUCCUACUAUUAUUAUAAUCAACAGAUUUAUAAUAAAAGUUGUUUUAGGACACUCACCUGUUACAUUAAACUCAAAUUAUCCUGGUCUCAAUCGAAAAGAAGAAAAACUUUGUUAGGCACAUGAUCAAUAUUUGUCGAUAACUUAAUUUCAUCUUGAUUAUCUUCAUUAAGUUUGGUUACUUUAUAAUUAACCCUCGUAUUAAGAUAUAUUUGCAAUAGAAGAAAAUCACGAUACAGACUAUAAUAGACAAAUCUUUAUAAUAUUCAAUAUAUUUAUAAUUUUAUGGCUAAUUUUUAAUUUUGUAUAUUUAUAUCGUUUUUAAAAAUAUCGGUUAUGAAUUUUGUAUAAAGUUGAAACCAAAGGAAACGAAAAUUUGUUUUGAUUUUGUAUGGAGACGACACCUAGCGACGACUAUUCAUUUAUUCUAUAUUGAAUGUUUUUUUUUUUUUUUUUUUGAUAAAAAUCGAUAGAUGGUGCAAUAUUCGAUUUUUAGUACAACUGGAACUUUUCUUAAAAUUUCUGAUAGGAAAAAUGUUCGUAACGAGUUUUAGGAAAUGUUGCGUUGUAGCGGAAAAGAAGCAAUAGCAUUGUUUCCUUCGUUUUUUUCCUCGUACAAAUAAUUUAUGAAAAUUGGAGGAGCUACACCGACUGAACUUGUAAUUUAAGUAGUUUAAUUUCAUAACAAAAUUUGUUAGUAUCUAAAAUUAAAAUUAAAGUGAAAAAAAAACUAUUUCUAAUUUUUAUUUUCGAUUGGCUACAAGGGUAAAACCAAAAAUAUGUGCAGUGAUUCGGAGUUUGAAUGAUUUUUAAAAAAUUAUAUUUCUUUUAGAGACUCGUUUUUAUAAAAAAAAUCGCAAUGGGAAAAAAACCGAUAAUAAAUAUUUAAAAAAUAAAUAUAUAAGAUACGGAAAACGCGGUAUAAUAUAGUAUAUUAUAGAAGGAGUAGAUAUGGAAGAAAAUACAUUUUAUUAAAAAAAAUCUUGAAUAUUUUCCAUUUCGUGAAAAUUAUUAAUUGGAUAUAUUUAUCUAUUAGCACAGGGACGGAUCAAAUUGUGUUGUUUCCUCGCGUUUAUUUUGUUUUUUUUUUUCUUAAAUUUACGGGAAGGUCCGGCUCUGUAAACAAAUCACUGUUUUGGUAUGUAGUGUAUCCCUGUAAUACUUAGAAUGUAACAUAAUAUGUAAAUAAGAUAAUUGAUUAGUUGAAAUAAUGUAAAUAGUAGUUUUAAAAGUUCAAUUUUCGUUUAAAUAUUUAUAUUUCAUAAAACUACGUAAUCGAAUAUUUCAGGCACGGUGGCUACGAAAAAAAUAUUUAUUACAAAUGAAAUUUCACUCGUUUUGUUUUUGUUUUUAUUUUUUUCACGUACAUAUUAGUGUGCUGACAUAUUUUUACAUAAAAUAGUUUGUAAGUUAUUACCAGUAGUUUAGUCGAUAAUUAUAUAACUAUAUUAUAAACUCAA